CCUGCUGCUCGUGUCUAUGGCUGAUGACGCCAGUCGGACGCUGAUCGGACCAAUCAGUCCCACACACCAGCGCGGGCGGGAGGCAUUGAACGUGCAGUGUUUCAUGCAACAACUCCUUUAAAGUGUCCUUCUUAUUGCACUGUUGGUUUGGCGCAUUGGGUCAACUGAACAGGUGAGAUGUUGAGCUCCAAGCUGCUGACCCUGGUGCUGGUGGUCCAGCCGGGCAGAGUGCUGCUCGGCAUGAAGAAGAGAGGAUUUGGGGCUGGGAAGUGGAAUGGCUUUGGGGGCAAAGUUCAACAUGGAGAAAGCAUUGAAGAGGCUGCGAGGAGAGAACUGCUGGAGGAAAGUGGCCUCACGGUGGAUGCUCUUCAGAAGGUCGGAAACAUCAAAUUUGAAUUUGUUGGAGACACAGAGCUACUCGACGUCCAUAUUUUCAGAGCCGAUGCUUAUAAUGGAGAACCAACAGAAUCAGAUGAAAUGAGGCCUCAGUGGUUUGAAUGUCACCAAAUUCCUUUCAGUCAGAUGUGGGCUGAUGACAUCCUGUGGUUCCCCCUGAUGCUCCAAAAGAAGAAAUUUGUUGGAUACUUCAAGUUUCAGGGGCACGAUGUGAUUCUCAGCCACAAACUGGAGGAAGUGGAGGAGCUGUGAGACAACCUGGGGGGGAACUGAGUUUCUGAGGAAAUUUAUUUAAAAAAGUACCAACCUUCCAGAUUUCUUCUUUAAAUGUUGAAGAUGUCACACGGUUCAGUUUCAUUUGUGGGAGGAAACAGCGGGACUCUGAGGACUCAACAAAACCACGUUAACUGUACAUUGUAGAGUUUACAUGUAAAAAAUACUGUAACAUAGUGAUUUAACUUUUUCUUUAAAUAUUACCUUUUUUUCCAAUCAGUUUCAAAUUCAAACCAAAAACAAAUCAAAGCAGCAGUACACUAAAAGAAAUAACCAUUGUGUCAUUUUAUUUUUCAGAAUAACUCAUUUAACACAAUUCAGCAAGGAUUUCUUGAAUAAAAUAUUUACAAUAUCUACAGUAGUACAUUUAUUGUGUUUCAUAUUCUGUGCAAGUUAACUAGAUUCUUGAUAAUACUUUUUUUUCCACAAACAAAUGUUUCAUACUGUAUGCACAGUAUUCUUCAGAAAAUAAAUGUUGAACUUUGUGCACACAUCCUGA
Molecule: messenger RNA, 1168 nt
Organism: Morone saxatilis (striped sea-bass)
Lineage: Eukaryota; Metazoa; Chordata; Actinopteri; Moronidae
Gene: nudt1
Product: nudix (nucleoside diphosphate linked moiety X)-type motif 1
Exons: 4
Coding region: 178-648 (156 amino acids)
Biological process (GO): DNA protection
Molecular function (GO): 8-oxo-7,8-dihydroguanosine triphosphate pyrophosphatase activity
Source: RefSeq, a predicted model, not a curated record